This is a messenger RNA of Acanthamoeba castellanii str. Neff, 822 nucleotides long. Its product is annotated as Damino acid oxidase. Gene Ontology annotation, molecular function: D-amino-acid oxidase activity; FAD binding. The transcript is spliced from 9 exons. The record is from RefSeq and is a predicted model, not a curated record. NCBI's taxonomy places the organism in Eukaryota, Discosea, Longamoebia, Acanthamoebidae. The coding region runs from base 1 to 822 and encodes 273 amino acids.
AUGGGCGCGGAGGCGUGCCAGGGUGCGUCGUCGUCAUCAGCGUCGCCGGAGCUGGUGCGCGAGCAAAAGUGCUACGAGUACUUCCCGCACCGCCUCGCCGCUGAUCCCUACUGGAAGGAGAUCAUGCCCUCCUAUAGGCGGCUUAAUCCCAACGAACUGCCGGCCGAGUAUGCCGAUGGAUUCGUGGUGGACGCGCUGGUGGUCGAAGUGCCUCAGCUGCUGGCACAGCUCAGGGAGGUGCACGACUUGCGCGAGGCAUUCCACGAAUUCGACGUCGUGAUCAACUGCACCGGCAUCGGAUCCCGCUGGCUGUGCAACGACCCACACGUCUAUCCCCUCCGUGGGCAGAUACUGCGCGUGCGGCAGGUCGGCUGCGACCGAACGGUGAGCGACGAGGAAGGACCCAACUGCUUGGGCUACUUCAUCAGCAGGCAGAACGACAUCAUCCUGGGCGGCACCGCCAUCAAGGGUAUCGGCUCCCUUACCAUUGUGGUGGGUGACGACUGGUCGACCAACGUGGACGAACGUACCACGGAGGAGAUUCUGCGCAAGGUAGAGAACCUGUCGGUGGGCAAGCUCCAGAAGAAGGACCUCGAGGUGCUCGAGGUGCUGGUUGGACUUCGGCCGGCCAGAACGGAGGUGCGUCUGGAGAAGGAGGAGUUCUCCCACGGCGCAGCCAAGAAGACUGUCAUCCACAACUACGGCCACGGCGGAAGCGGAUUCACCGUCGCGUGGGGGUGCGCCGAGGAAGUGGUCUCGCUCGUGCAGAGCGCGCUGCUGCCCGACGCCAGGCCGCACACGCCCGCCCACAGCAACCUCUGA